Trichoderma atroviride IMI 206040 is the source of this 1776-nucleotide messenger RNA. RefSeq lists its product as uncharacterized. Gene Ontology annotation, biological process: regulation of transcription by RNA polymerase II. The record is from RefSeq and is a predicted model, not a curated record. Gene Ontology annotation, cellular component: SWI/SNF complex; nucleus. NCBI's taxonomy places the organism in Eukaryota, Fungi, Ascomycota, Sordariomycetes, Hypocreales, Hypocreaceae.
GCGGCGGGGAGGGAUUGGACCCAUGAUGUCGUCUGGACCGCAUCCUUCUGUUCCUCUGACACAGGCGCAGAUUGCGCAACAACAACAAGCACAGGCCCACGCUAGCGAAUUGGCGAAGCGAAGGAGCCGCAAGCCGACAGACAAGAAUAUUCCCGAUGGCGUGGAGGAUUGUAUCAUCGAUCCCGAUGGUGUCAAGCGAUAUGUCGAGUUGAGAGAGAUUGAGAGGUUGAUUGACGCUACAAUAACGCGAAAGAGACUGGAUGUGCUUGAUGAUGCAAAGCGAAGCUCAAAGUUGCGGAAAACGCUGCGAAUCUGGAUUAGCAACACUACCGAAGAUCAGAUCUGGCAGGGAGAGAGUCUCAAUGCGGAUUCCUUUGACUUCACUCCGGCUAUGGAGGCAUCCUACCGCGUGAAGAUCGAGGGUUACCUUUUAGAUGAAGACGAUAGCACGGUCGACCAACCGAAGAGCGAUCGGCCAGAGGACAAACCCGCCGGCACAGAGACGAAUCAAAAGAAGCACCGAUUUUCGCACUUCUUCCAAUCCAUUUCUAUAGAUUUUGACCACUCCCGGUUCCGGAAUGGUGCUGAACACACGGUAGAAUGGAGGAGACCAGAAGGCUCGCAAAACCAAGCAGCCUCUGCUGCGUCAGCCGAUGGCGACUUUGACGAAUUUACUUUUAAGCGUAAUGGCGACGAGAAUAUCAACAUCACGGUCAAGCUACAGAGACACGAGUCGCCCGAGCGAUACCAGCUAAGCCCUGAGCUGGCGCAAGUCGUUGAUAUGACCGAAGCGACGCAACACGAGGCUGUUAUGGCCCUAUGGGAAUAUAUAAGGCUCUCAGGGCUGCAAGAGGAUGAAGAAAGACGCAACUUUCGAUGCGACCCCUAUUUGAAAAAGGUCAUUGGACGAGAUUCUGGUAUUAUACCAAUGCUCAGUGAAUACGUUAUGCCACACCUUCGCCCCUUGCCUCCAAUAUCUCUCCAAUACACAAUUCGAGUGGACGAGGAGUUUCACAGAAAUCCCCAGCCUACUGUCUAUGACGUCCAGGUAUUGGUGGAGGAUCCAGCCAAGUCCAACUUGCGCCCGAUAUUGAAUAACCCCCAAUACGCAUCCACAUUGAAGCAGGUUACCGCGCUAGAUGAGCAGCUGGCAAGGCUUGUGCAAGCAAUUUCCAUGUCCAAAGCCAAGCAUUCAUUCUUCACAUCGCUGAGCGAAGACCCAGCUAACUUUGUUAAGAGCUGGCUCAGCUCACAAAAACGAGACCUUGAGAUCAUCAUGGGAGAAGCAGCAAGCGAUGCUGAAAACGUUGCUGGGGAUGAAUGGCGGCGGGGCGGGAACAACAGUGUGUGGAACAGCCAGAACGCCAGGGAGAGUGUCAACGUUUUACUCUCCAGGCAACGAUGAGACGCUCCUUCUUCAACGUUGUGUAAUGAUUCAAGAUGGAAAUGGACGUCAUCGUAGAUGCGUGGGAUGAGAAAUGAGAAAAGGAAAGGAGAGAAAGAAGAGAAAGGAGGGGAGGGGGAAGUGAAAGUCAUCACAGCAGCAAGUCAUGAUCUGUUGCUACGAUUUAGAUAAAGGGGCCACCUGGCGUGUGGAAUUUAUCCAGCGAACUUAUUGCCUGCACUCUGAAUCAAUUUGUAAUAUUAUCUUUCAUAAUGGCAUGCCUUGACCCGCAGAUGAUUUGAUGUGGCCCUUAACUCCACGGUAUUAAUAAACUCCAAUACAAAAUGAGGACUGAGAGCAGAAUUUAAAAAAAAAAAAAAAAAAAAAAAAAA